Molecule: messenger RNA, 1530 nt
Organism: Grosmannia clavigera kw1407
Lineage: Eukaryota; Fungi; Ascomycota; Sordariomycetes; Ophiostomatales; Ophiostomataceae
Product: major facilitator superfamily transporter monocarboxylate
Exons: 3
Coding region: 1-1530 (509 amino acids)
Biological process (GO): protein histidyl modification to diphthamide; transmembrane transport
Cellular component (GO): fungal-type vacuole membrane
Molecular function (GO): transmembrane transporter activity; 2-(3-amino-3-carboxypropyl)histidine synthase activity
Source: RefSeq, a predicted model, not a curated record
AUGGCUCCCAUCUCCGAAAGCACACAACCAGGUGGGACGCUCGACACGGCCAGCAAAUUUCUCUUCUGGUUUUUCCUCUGCGUGACGGUGGCCAGCGUCACAAUCGCCAUGGUCACUCUGCACCGUGGAAAGAAGCGCGAGCGGGUUCUGGCGAAGAGCGACAUGGAGCAGGUGGUAGUGCAAGUCCCGCCGCCACAGGAGAAGGGCGUGAUGCCGCGAUCGGGCGCGAGCACGGUCGAGUCGUCCAACGGGUUGCCGGACGUCGACGUCCGCUUUCCUGAGGGCGGGGUGCAGGCCUGGCUCGUCGUCCUGGGCUCCUUCUCGGCCAUGUUCUCGGUGUACGGGCUGAUCAACACGGCGGCCGUGUUCGAGUCCUGGUUUUCGACGCACCAGCUGGCCGACUACUCGGCCUCGGCGAUCGGCUGGAUCUUCAGCCUGUAUCUCUUCUUCGUCUUCUUCGUCGGCAUCCAGGUAGGCCCGCUCUUCGACCGAUUUGGGCCGCGCCUGCUGGUGGCCACCGGCAGCCUGCUGAACGUGACCAGCAUCAUGCUGCUGGGCCUGUGCACCAAGUACUACCAGAUCCUGCUGUGCUACUCCGUGCUGGGCGGUCUCGGCGGUGCGCUACUCAACACGCCCGCUUAUGGCUGCAUCGCCCACUUUUUCGACGCGCGGCGCGGCCUGGCCACCGGCAUCGCCUCCCCACGUCGGGCGGUCUUGGCGGCAUCCACCCGCAUCCUCGGCUUCAUCCUGCUGGCCCUCGCCGUGCCUGCGAACUUGUGGCUGCGCACGCGGCUGCCGCUGUCUGGAGACGGUGACGGUGGCGACACGGAUGCCACUGAAGUCGACCUCGCCGUCUCUGAUGCCGCCAGCACUGGUGGUCGUCGUCGUUCUCGUCGUCGUCCCCGCGUCCAGUCAGUCUGGCCCGAUUUCACCAUCUUCCGCGACAAGUGCUAUGCCAUCGCCACCGUCGGGGUCUUCUUCAUGGAGUGGGGCAUCUUCGUGCCCAUCACAUUUAUCAUCUCCUAUGCCAGCGCCCACCACCAGGACGCCACCAAGGCCUACACCCUCCUAUCCGUCCUCAACGCCGGUUCUGUGGUCGGUCGCUUUCUGCCCGGCCUGCUGGCCGACAAGCUGGGCCGCUUCAACGUGAUCAUCGUCACCAUCGCACUCUCAUCCAUCACCGUGUUCGGCAUCUGGAUGCCGACCGGCGACUCUCGCCCGACGCUGCUCGCCUUUUGCGUGCUCUUCGGCUUUGCCAGCGGCAGCAACCUCGGCCUCAUUGCCGUCUGUCUCGGCCAGUUGUGCGAGCCUAGCGAGUACGGUCGCUUCUUCUCGACCGCCAUGAUGGUCGCCAGCUUCGGCACUCUCAGCAGCGUCCCCAUCGGCGGUGCCCUGCUCAGCAGCAGCCUCGGCGAGAAUGGCUGGAGGGCCCUGAUCGCCUUUUCUGGCGGUUCGUACGCUAUUGCUCUGGUUUGUUAUGGUGCUGCGCGCGUCAUGGCUGUCGGCUGGGGCCUGAAGACCGUUUUUUAA